AUGCAUAUUUCCAAACAGCCUAUUGCCUUGCUCCCUCAGACCUAUGAAGGUCCCCCUUCCACCGCAGAAAGACCUAGUGCUCACCAAGCGGAACCUGGCAUCAAUGGAGAGCUCAUCACCAAUAACGAGCCCCCGCGACGCCGGCUCAUCAACCGCUAUUGGAAAGUUGUAUUCAUCGUGACAAUACUUCUCUUCAUAUUCGCCCCUACACGUCCUGCUAGCCCAGAAAAGCUCGAUGAGGAUAUCCUGCUCCAAAUGGCCCGUCGCAUGAACAACCUUGCCGUUCCAUGCCCCAAGGAUCUACCACUAGAUAUCCAAGACAAUCCCCCUCCUAAUCAACAGACCGUGACGACCCUUUCCGAGUUCGAGAAGCUACCUAAGGAGUAUUUGCGACAAGGUCACGGACUAUACUGCCGUCUGAUGAACCCGGAGUUCCCCUGGCCCAGCGACUUUCGUUACAUCUACGCAUUGCCCGAGGACAUUGUUAGAUACCUCAUAGUCGAAACCAAUACGUCGAUGCUUGAUGAACCUAUCGUUGCUCCAAUCUUUGAGCGCAGUAGACGGAUCGGGCUGGUUGAAAAGGAAAGGAGGCGAAGAUUGGCGAGGAUCAUUGAACAAAAGAUUGAGGAAUUGUAUAUCCAGAAGGGAAUUGGCUCGAUACACAAAUAA
Fusarium tjaetaba is the source of this 669-nucleotide messenger RNA. RefSeq lists its product as uncharacterized. NCBI's taxonomy places the organism in Eukaryota, Fungi, Ascomycota, Sordariomycetes, Hypocreales, Nectriaceae. The transcript has a single exon. Bases 1 to 669 code for a protein of 222 amino acids. The record is from RefSeq and is a predicted model, not a curated record.